UAUGCUUAUUAACAUUUUAUCAGUGACAAAGGUCGAUCACAAUGUACUUGGCCACGAUCGCGGUUUAUAAAUAAUAUUCUUUACAAUAUCAUAAUGCUACAGUAAUUAUAAAAACCACUAUAUAACUGUUAAAAAUUAGAAUAAUAUGUAUAUUGUACAUUUUUUUAAGUUAUCGAUUUUUCUCGGAGAUCGACUAUCGAGAGGUAGUCCUUUUAAAAUAUCGAUACACUAAUUGGCUAGGAAGUGCGAAUAGCUGUGAAUAUACUCAGAUAAGGUGCGGUGAGAGUAACUAAUUCGAGAAUUCAGAAAAUUUUAACUAUUAUUACAAUCGAGAUUAAUGUUGCAUCACGCUAUUUGUAGACGUCUGUAUUUAUCUUGAGGCAUGUAUCAUGUCGCGUCAAGACUGCGUUACAUUUGAGAGAAUUUGCGAAAAGCAAGUCGUCCUUACGUACUGCUGGCAGUGACCCACCCUAACAAAUUUUUACUCGCCUCGGCGAAAGCGACGACGAGUCAUGGAGAACAAUGCGCAGGAGAAUUACGCCGGCAAGGAGGAUCAGGAAGAUCUUGAAGCUGCGAGGACAAAGGCUGAGAAACUGGCAUUGGAAAAUACUCACAUCAGAGAGGAAUUUAACGUUCAGAGAGCAAAAAUGAAGGAACUUUUCCUACAGAAGGAAGAAGAAUUGAAAAGAAGACUCGAGGAGAAUAUGUGCCUGAAGGAUGUAAAUGUUCGUCUACAAAGGGAAUUAGAUGAAUCUAAGAGUGAGCUGUUGUGUGCAAUUGAAGUAAAGAAUAGCAUCCUCUUGGAGAAGCAUAAGGCUGAUGAAGAAAUUGAAACCCUGCAACAGUUUGUUCGUGAAACUGUAGAAAUGUCGGAUUCUGCAAAAAAUAAAUAUGACGGUGAAUUGCGCAAUUUGCAAAUGGUUGUUCAUAGACUACAAGAAGAAAAUGUUGCCCUAAGAUCCCAAAUGCCUCGUGAUCCACCUACAGAGGGAUCACAAAUUUCAUUAUCCACAGUAACUAAGUCAUUGGCAAGGAAAGUAGCAUCCCAGUUAGGGGCGGAUGCUCUUUCUUUAGGACCUGAUAAUUUAGAAGAAAGCAUGCGGAAGGUAAACAAAUAUGCACAUGAAGAAGCGGAAGUACUGCGUUCUUUAGUGGUGCCACUCGAAGAUGAGAUCAAGGUUCUCAAAGAUAAAUUAAGAGAUACAGACGACGAAUUACAAAAGUACAAAGAAAUGCAACUGCCCAAGAGACAAGAUUCUGGAUCCUUGGAAGCUUCAUGUGAUAUGUGCGCAAAUUAUGAAACACAGCUGGUUAGAGUCCAAGCAAAUGCUAAGGACUUAGAAAAAAAAUUAUCCUCUUCCGAACGUAUGCUACAAGCCCAAAGAGAGGAUCUCUCGAAGGAAGUAGAGUUUCGAAAGGAAAUGGAAGAGAAGUGGAAUGAAAGGAAAGAGGAACAUAAACUCAAAGUUGCUGAACUUACCAGUGCCCUGCAAUCUUCCCAGCAGGUCUUGUCCGAACUGAAACAAACGUUUGAUCGUAUAAGGCACAAUGUAACAGAAAAACUAUCUAAAUUAGAACGCGAAAGGGAGGAUGUCCAGCGACGUUUAAAUGCGCUAGAAAAAGAAAAUGAGAGUCUCAUGGGAAAACAUAGCAAGCAUUCCCAGCUACUACAGAGCGAAGUGAUUAAUAUGCCAAAUAAUGUAGAGGAAUUGCACGAACGUGUUCUUAGGAUGCACGAAGAUCUAAUUAUGGCUCGCGUCGCACAAGAGGAGGCUGAGGAUAAAGGAAAAAUACUAGAAAUCGACGUGAGUCUACUUAGAGAGCAAAUACAGCAGGAUCAUAACACUAUGACAGAAAAAGAAUCCAUGUUUUUAGACAAGAUUAAAAACCUUGAGUCUCAGUUGAGUAAAUACGAACGAGAACAUCAAGUCUUUAUUGAAAUGAAAGUAAAACUAGAAGUAUUAGAGAAACAGCUGGAAGAUAUUACGAAGGAAAAAAAAGAAGCAGAAUCAAAUACUGCUCAGUUACGUCAAAGGAUAGCUUGUCUUCAAUCGGACUUAGAUACAAGUGAACAUGUACAAAAAGACUUUGUCCUAUUGUCUCAGUCGCUUCAGGUUCAGUUGGAAAAGAUAAGAGAAUCUGGUGGCGAGGUCAGGUGGCAACAUGAAGAAGAUGUCGAUGAAUGUUCUGGUUGUCGUGUUACCUUCACAGGUAGCAAGAAAAAGACGCAUUGUCGUCAUUGUGGCCAUAUAUUUUGCCAAUCGUGUCUGACAAGAGUUGUAAACAGUGGACCGAAUCAGAGGCCCUCCCGUGUCUGUGAUGUUUGCCAUACUUUGUUGGUGCCCGAUACGCCUCCCUAUUUUAGCCGAGAACCGCCACACACACAAGACUAAAAACUAUCUUAGGAAAAGCUGAGCAAAAGGAAUUCUUUGACCCAAAGUGCAAUAUUAAAUUGGACAUCAAUAGACAAAAACGUUAGAGAAUAUCCACGGCUAGACGAGAAACAAAUUCCUAUUCCCCGACAAUUGGGUGAGAGAUGACGAUUAUCGUGUAAAUACAAAUCGUGUAUUACUUAAAAUUUACUGUAAUUUAAAAAUAUAAAGUUCUUCAAUGUAUCAAUUUGAGUUGAACUCUGAAUUUCUCGUUAUCCGCAAACAUAGAGUAUAAUCAAAAGUUUGACGUUUUUGUUGAAACAAAUGAAAAUAAUCAUUUUUUUUAUCUUA
Molecule: messenger RNA, 2723 nt
Organism: Cephus cinctus (wheat stem sawfly)
Lineage: Eukaryota; Metazoa; Arthropoda; Insecta; Hymenoptera; Cephidae
Gene: Rbpn-5
Product: rab GTPase-binding effector protein 1
Exons: 9
Coding region: 513-2393 (626 amino acids)
Biological process (GO): endocytosis
Cellular component (GO): intracellular membrane-bounded organelle
Molecular function (GO): metal ion binding; growth factor activity; GTPase activator activity
Source: RefSeq, a predicted model, not a curated record